UUUCCGUGUUGAAUUGGUUUAUUCCUUUCCCGGCUGCAGGGUAAAUCUAAUUCGAGAUGUCUGCGUUUUCGCGCACCCUUGCGCCAUUUUUGCGCGCCUCCCGUCACUCUCUCAGAUCCGGUAGCACCGUCAACCCGUUACAAUUUGCUGUGCGACAACAAAAUGUAGCCGCAGCCCUCAACAUCACCCGUUCCUAUGCCGUUUACGAGAGAACGAAGCCUCACGUCAACGUCGGUACCAUCGGUCACGUCGAUCACGGAAAGACCACUCUAUCUGCUGCCAUCACGAAGAGACAGGCCGAGAAGGGAUUGGCAAACUUCUUAGAAUAUGGCGCUAUCGACAAGGCACCUGAGGAGAGGAAGCGUGGUAUCACCAUUUCUACUGCACACAUCGAAUACUCGACGGAGAACCGACAUUACUCCCACGUCGACUGCCCUGGUCACGCCGAUUACAUCAAGAACAUGAUUACUGGUGCCGCCAACAUGGACGGUGCUAUCAUUGUCGUUGCUGCUUCCGAUGGUCAAAUGCCCCAGACGAGAGAACAUCUUCUCCUCGCCCGUCAGGUUGGUGUCCAGAAAAUCGUCGUCUUCGUCAACAAGAUCGAUGCUAUUGAGGACCCCGAAAUGUUGGAACUAGUCGAGAUGGAAAUGCGUGAGCUGCUCAACCACUACGGCUUCGAAGGUGACGAGACCCCCGUCAUCAUGGGUUCUGCCUUGAUGGCUAUGGAAGGCAAGCGACCCGAGAUCGGUGCUGAGAAGAUCGAUGAGCUCCUGAAGGCCGUCGACGAGUGGAUCCCUACCCCCCAGCGUGACCUUGACAAGCCCUUCUUGAUGUCUGUUGAGGAUGUCUUCUCCAUUGCCGGUCGUGGAACUGUCGCCUCCGGCCGUGUUGAGCGAGGUGUCCUAAAGCGAGAUGCCGAAGUCGAGCUGAUCGGUAAGGGUACUGAGAUUAUCAAGACCAAGGUCACCGAUAUCGAGACCUUCAAGAAGUCCUGCGACGAAUCUCGCGCUGGUGACAACUCCGGUCUGCUUCUCCGAGGUGUCCGACGAGAGGAUAUCAAGCGAGGUAUGGUUAUCGUCAAGCCUGGAACCGUCAAGGCCCACACCAAGUUCAUGGUCUCUCUAUACGUCCUUACCAAGGAGGAAGGUGGCCGGCACACCCCCUUCGUUGAGAACUACCGACCCCAGAUGUACUUGCGAACCGCCGAUGAGGCUGUAGCCCUACACUUCCCUGACGAUGUUGAGGACAAGUCCAGGGCUGUCAUGCCUGGUGACAACGUCGAGAUGGUUGCCACCCUACACCACCCCAUCGCCGUCGAGGUUGGUCAGCAAGUCAACGUCCGCGAGGGUGGACGAACCGUCGCCACCGGUAUCAUUACGCGAAUCGUUCAAUAAACGCGUCCGCGGACUAUUUUGGGGGAGGGACUGGUCCAUGUGUGCAAGAGGGAUAGAACGGGCAUCUUCGGCUUUGCGCUUUUUACAGCCGGCAUGGGGGAAAAUCUUGGCGUUUGCUCUCUUGUGUAUAAGGGAUUUCGGAUUGUAUCAUAUUUUGAGCCCAUGUACACAUGACAUUUUCUUGUCUCCCCCGUGGCUCGUUGAAUCUCUCCCCUCUGCUUUACGGCACGUCUUUAUUUUUCCCCGUAAUGUAACUCUAGCAUGAUGAAAUGGUAAAUGUUUGAACAAUACCCUACCUUACCUACCUACGUAAGGUACUUUGCAUGAUGAUAUUUUGGGGGGGCUAGAAUGUGAUCUAAAUGCUAAAAAUUUGUGAAAUACGAAUUCUUCAUGCUGAUUUGUUAGUGUACCCCUUUAAUAUGAAGAGCUACACUAACCUACGGGACUAGUUUUGUAGUGUUGAUAGCCGACUACUACGUCAAACCUGUUUGCUGAAAUCAAAACUAGAUUCAGGUCCCCUGGAGACAAGAUCGUUUGGAUUCUUCAAAAGAGCUAUGAUGUUACAUCUACUGGUCCCACGUGUUCGUCAAAGGCCUGAAACACUCGAGUAACGAGACCACCACGUGGGUUAUGUUACUUAUAAUAGAGAAUUCAUAGAAUAUUUUAACCCUAGCCAGAUUUCACCGAGAUCC
Molecule: messenger RNA, 2086 nt
Organism: Daldinia caldariorum
Lineage: Eukaryota; Fungi; Ascomycota; Sordariomycetes; Xylariales; Hypoxylaceae
Product: translation elongation factor Tu
Exons: 2
Coding region: 57-1394 (445 amino acids)
Biological process (GO): mitochondrial translational elongation
Cellular component (GO): mitochondrion
Molecular function (GO): GTPase activity; GTP binding; translation elongation factor activity
Source: RefSeq, a predicted model, not a curated record